This is a messenger RNA of Gigantopelta aegis, 7879 nucleotides long. Its product is annotated as katanin-interacting protein-like. Bases 1 to 3498 code for a protein of 1165 amino acids. The record is from RefSeq and is a predicted model, not a curated record. The transcript has 26 exons. NCBI's taxonomy places the organism in Eukaryota, Metazoa, Mollusca, Gastropoda, Neomphalida, Peltospiridae.
AUGCACCAGGUUACUGGUGAUCAGGAGGGCACAGUUAUUACGAAAACCUACGACUGGACAACAUUCUUGACAGAGUUUUUCCGAAAAUUCCCAGGCCUUAAGUCUAUACACCACUUCAGUUUCCAACAUGAGCAGCAGGGUGUACUAAAGUACAAGCAAUUCAUCGGGAGCGAGGAGAAAACCUUCUAUCUGUUGAAGAAAGUUCCUCCUCACAACACAAUGCCCGAGGUCAUCAAUCCGAAAGAACUAGAUGAUGCAGGAAGGCAUACUUGUUCAAAGAUGUCAGAGAAUUCUACAAUAAAAGAGCGCUAUAUGUGGGUUUGCAACUUCUCAGGGAAGCAUUCUGUGGAGUUUGUGAUAAUGUUGCAGAACCCAUCGCCACAUAAACACUUUGAAAUCUCCACCAUCAAGUUAUGGAAUUACAACAAAAGUCUCAAUGAACUUGAUAUUGGUGCCAAACAUGUUCGGAUAUUUGUCGGAGGUGAGCUUGUGUUUGAUGGAGACAUUGAGAAAGGUUGUGGAAAUCAAGUGUUUGACUACUGUUCUGUGAUAAACGUCUCAGGGAAAGACCGGAGAACUCUGUCAAAGGGACACCACUCUAGUGACAUGUCUCCUACAAACGGUCCGGACAGUGCGCGCAGUAUGAGUCGCUCGUCCCAGUCGUCGGCAUCAUCAUCGGGCUCGCACCCGUCGUCGGCCCGACAGAGACGGCGCCAGGAGAAGGGCGGCCACAUUAGAAGUGAAACCAGGACGAUGGAUCAUUCGACUAAUGGAAAUACGCCGCGACCGACGCAUGGGUCCGACCGAUCAGAAUCUAGUCCAGAGAAUCAAGAGUAUCAAGAUAAUUUUAAAAUGCCAGAGAAAGAGAGGGUUCAAAGACUCCAAGGAAAGCAAAUCGCUUGGCUGCCCGUCUGCAUGCAGGAACCUCAGAAACUGAUACCUCCAAGAGCUCAGAGAUUAAGACUUCAGUGUCCCAAGAAAAAUCAAACACCUGUCAAGUCAAACCGUGAGAAAGCUGAUACAGCCGUGAGCAGCUCGCCAUCAUUAGCCAGAAACUCGCCAUCGCUCGCCAGAGACUCGCCUCUUCACGACAAUCAGGAGCAAGAUGACAAGUCCAUGAUGCAAAAGCUGAAAGAUAUGAAACAAAAAGAACCUCAAAGAAAGAAAGAUAUUCCAACAUGGCUGAAAUCAGUUGAAAUCUCAGACAAUAUUUCACAGUCCAGAAGUGUUGUGUCAUCAUCACCAGACUCUAGCCGUACUGACAGCCGUGGCAAGAGCAGAAUGAAUAAUGAUCUACUUGAACCAAGUCCAAGAUCUGAUAUGGGAGAAGAGUUGGAUGAGAUAACUCCAAUGCAGAAGAUUCAGAAGAAGCGCUCACAGUGGAAGAAGACUCACGAGAAUCUCGAAGAAGAGUGGGGUGGUCUGAACUACUUCAACAAACAGCAGAAGGGCAGGUUGUCUGUCGACAUGGAAGAUUGCGACUUUGAUGAAUAUCUUAAAGACAUGGAGACACCAGUGGAUCCAUCAGAGCCUGAUGUAAAAGAUGAUCGUUGGACUGAUGAUGAUGAUGAGUUUGUGAUACCGGAGCUGCCCAGUGGUAAGGAGUUAGUAAUCAACAUCGUGACGACGUGGGGAGACCGUCACUACGUCGGCCUCACAGGAGUCGAUAUCUUCUCCAGCUCCGGAGAGGCCGUUCCCGUCAAAAAGAUAAUAGCAAAGCCUUUGGACAUCAACGAGCUGCCAGAGUACAACAAGGAUCCGCGAGUGGUAUCGAACAUCAUAGACGGUGUGAACCGGACGCGCGACGAUGUUCACAUGUGGCUGGCCCCAUUCACGCCCGGAGGCAACCACUACGUCUUCAUGUCGUUUGACAAACCUCACAAGAUAGCCAUGAUCAGGUUUUGGAAUUACAACAAGUCUCGUAUCCACUCAUACCGCGGUGCCAAAGAUGUGGUGGUCACUUUGGACGGCAAACAGAUCUUCAAAGGAGAGAUAGCCAGAGCCUGUGGAGGGAUUGAAGGGGGAACAGAGGCUUUUGGAGAUACCAUCUUGUUUACAAUGGAUGAAAACAUCUUGGAGCUGGUGUCUAAAAAUGAUGAGGCGUUUGAAGGAGACCUCUUUAGCAGUGAAGAGGAAGACAUUGAGAGACCCAGCACAGCCGACAAUGACAGCGAUGACCGACCCUUCACUAGAGCAGCUGGGGUUCCUCAGAAACCGGUUCCAGUCACGCCACGGCCUGGAACAAGUAUCACAACAUACGCUGGUGAUGUUCUUGUUUACAAAGCAAGAUCAAUAGAGUUGAACUUCACUGCGACAUGGGGAGAUCUUCACUACCUUGGUUUGACAGGGCUUGAGAUUGUAGGCAAGGAUGGCGACGCACUACCGCUCAACAUGAAAAUGAUCUCGGCCAAACCACGCGACCUGCACAGUUUACCUGGUCAUGAGAAGGAUGACAGAACACUUGACAAGUUGAUAGAUGGGACGAACAUCACAAACGCUGACGAGCACAUGUGGCUGGUUCCGUUCAACGAGGGAAACGACCACACGGUCACUGUGAGCUUCACCCAGCAGGUCCUGCUGUCCGGACUCAGAGUCUGGAACUACAACAAGAGUCCAGAAGACACUUACAGAGGGGCUCGAAUACUUCAUGUUAAGAUUGAUGGCCGCCAAGUGUCUCCAUCAGAAGGAUAUCUUGUGAGGAAGGGUACCGGAAACUGUCAUUUUGAUUUUGCACAAGAAAUCAACUUCCAGACAUACCAGGCUCCCCAGAAUAGUUACCCAGUUUCUAUGCCUGGUGAGGCUGGGUUAGAAUACGAAGUCGUACAGAUGCCAUGUGGAUUCAUUUAUCAGCUACAGUUAUUUUCCACGUGGGGAGACCAGUAUUAUAUUGGUUUGAAUGGACUGGAGUUUUACGAUUCAUGUUUCAAUCGUAUUCAGUUAAUGGACAAUAAUAUCACUGCAUAUCCUGACAGUGUGAAUGUGUUGGAAAAUGUGCAGAAUGACGUGCGAACUCCGGAUAAACUAAUUGACGGAGAGAACAGUACGAUGGAUGGAAGACACAUGUGGCUGGCUCCAAUCUUACCAGGAAUAAUGAAUCGUGUAUAUGUAAUAUUUGACCAGCCAACCAGCAUUUCAAUGAUAAAAGUGUGGAACUACAGCAAAUCACCAGCUCGGGGGACUAAAGAUUUUGCAUUAUUGGUUGAUGACCUACUCAUAUAUAAUGGCUGCCUCAAAAUGGUGACCCAAGGGGCGCGAGGAAUCUUGCCCACCUGCGAGGGAUCCCAACCAUACCAUACUGUGCUGUUCACAAACAACAAGGAAAUACUCAAGAGAGAGAAAACUACCAUCAUCAGUAACCAACCACAGGACCAGGAUGUACAGCUGUUAAAUGACAAGAAGAUUGUCACAAAAUACUCCGAUCCCAAAACAGCUCAGUCGGGGAAACCUGCCAAUCAGGCUCUUCGUCCCAAAACCAGUGUUUCUGUGAAGAAAAGAUGAUCCAUGCAUCCUGGUUUAUGAUCCAUGCAUCCUGGUUUCCAAUCCAUUCAUCUCAUCACGCAGCAUUCAAUUGAAAUCCAUUGUUAAAAAAAUCAUUUUAAAGUUGCUUUGCUACUUUGAUUACAGAUAAUGAUAAAGCAAAAAUAAUAUGUUGCCAGUCACAAAUAUCGGUCAGUGUUAAGUGGCCGGUUUACAUGGCCAUACCUAGCCUAAAGUGAAAAAGGAAGACAGUAUUCAACAGAAAUCAGUUACAGUAUAGAGGAUCUUCUUGAUCUACAGAAAAAGAUAACCUUUUUGUAUUUUGUGUGUGAGAGCAACUGUCCUCCCUCUUGCCCCCUCCCCACUAGGUACGGCCUGGGUUUAUUCAGUCUAGGAUGAUGGUGAAUACAAAAUAUCCUUGUAAUGUGUUGUGAAAUAUGCCAGUAGCAAUGGUGAAAACAUAACAUUUUAAAUUCCAGUGAUGUUUGUAAGUUUUGCAUCUAUCAAGUAAAACCAUUCGUGAAGUACAGUCAUACCAGCUCAGGUUGUUUUCUUUAUGAAUUUUGGAAAUCUGUGGUUUCUUAUCUAAAUUAAAAUAAGCAUUCUGUUUAACCAUUGUGCCAUUACAAUUCAUCAGAUGAAGACUUGCUGUGCUAGCACUGCAUACCAGCUGUGUGGUGGCAGCGUGUUGACCGUAUAAUGUUGAUAACGUAAAACCACCACACUGACUUCUCUCUGACCAGACAGAUGUGUGCCCAGGACAGCAUGCUUGAACUAUAAAAAUGAAAAUAAAUUAAAAUGAAAUGGAGUGAGGUUUUACUUCACUAGCUUAAAUGUGUAAUGGUUAAGCUAUCUGACUAAAGACUGGAAAGUACUGGGUAUGCACCCCAGUACUGGCUCCCACCCAGAGUGAGUUAACAAUUAGUGGACAGAUGUAAGGCCACUACACUGACUUCUCUUUCAAUAACCAUUAACAAGUAACCAUUAACCACUGUUCUGGACAGACAGCCCAGAUAGCUGAGGUGUGUGGUCAUGACAGCCUCCUUGAAUUUUAAUUGAACAUAAGCACAAAAAAAAGAAAUAUGAAGAAACCUGAAAAAGUACUAAAACUGGCUUUGUUAUAUCUACUGAUGGCACGACUUCAGAUCCAGAUCAGGAUCUUCACCAUCACCAUCCGUCUGACGAGGACUACGAUGAUGAUGAUGACGUCUCAUGUUAAAAUGAAAUUGGAGUGAAAACAAAUUUACUGUUGACACACUGCUUUUGUGUGUCAUGGAUAUGCACGUUUCUCUAGAAUGUGACUAAUUGUGGUCUCUGUACAAUCUGGUUAAAGAUGGAUCUUAAACUACCGGUAAUAAAGAGAAAGCAUUGUGGAUUUCAAGAUCUGGUUAGGGAUUUUCGAAGUUAUCUUAGCGUUAUCAUAAAACCAUUGUAGGCUAUGACAUCAAUACAGUAGACACAAUAGUGACGUCAUAGUUUACAAUUGUUUUACGAUUUUGUAGUGCUAAUGUAGCUUCAACAUAUGGACCCUGGGCCUGUGCUUAUUAAACUUUAUAAGAGUCCAGACUCAAUCUCUAAUGACGUCACACACAUACAAUUUGUAUGGAGUUGUCAUGACAUUAGUGUCUCAGACUCCGUUAGAGUCUCGUGUCUAGACCCUAAAACGUUUUAUAAGCACCAGGCCUGGUGUCUAAUUAAGAAAGCUGUUUGAAGUAACAUCGCAUUAUCCUUACAAGUCUUUUUGCAUUGCGCUAUGGGAUCGCAAAGUUGCUACAGUUGAGUGAAUUAGGUACUGGUUUUAAUGAGGUUUGUUGUUUGAGUUGUUGAAAAUGUGAACUAUAUCAAUUGUCAGUAAUGUUAUUUUGUGAUGAGAAGUUGUACAUUGUAUAUAGCUAGACUGUGAUACGUUGGAGUAACAAAAGUUUAUUGUGGCUAUAUCAUAAUACAUGGACAAAAUUAUGGUCUCAACUGUUUUGGAUUUUUUUCUAAAAUAAUAGAAGAAAUGUUAUUUUGUGUGCACAAAAUAAAACCCACAUUAAUGUAUUGUGUUCAAAUGGAUUAAAGUCAUAAUAGCUAUUUUUAGCACAUUAAAAAAAGGGACUGAAGCUGAAAGUAAUUUAUAUACAAUGAAUAUAAUUAUGUUGUAUAUCAAGUGUUAUUUUUUUAUGUCAGCAGUAUAUGUGGAUGUUUAAAUGAAUACUGGGACGGAGACAAAAGAAUAUUCUUUUGGACAGAAGGAUAUUCUAAUUGUUAUAAUUAAGACUAUUCCAUAAAUUAUUACAUGAAGUGAAGGUUGGGGGGAGGGGGUGGCGUGAAAGGUACCACAGUUGUACAAAAUAUAUUAUACAGUCGGCCUCUGGUCAGACCAAAGUUACAAAAUUGAUGCAGCAAUUCGAGGUUGGAUUUGGGGUUUUUUCUUCUCAUUUCUGUCUUUUUUCUUUUUUUUCUAAUGUCCUCCUCAUUUGCCUUGAUCCCUCCUCAUUGGCCAUGGUGUCCCUCCAUUGACCUUGGUACCUUAAAUGUUUUCCAUCACAUUUUCCAUAUAGCAAAGGUAACUUUAAUGACUGACCCAAAUGACCUCGUUUGGAACCAAAAUGUGUAUCAGCAUUAUUUCUGGUAUAGAUGGCGCUAUUGUAGCUACCGUGGAAAUUUGAAUUUUUUUUUAGAUGUUGAUGUGUAGGAUUAAAAUCGACACACGCACUGACCUCCGACCAGCAAUGUAUUUUGUGUGGCCUUACUGUAAAUUGGGGAAAAAAAUAAAGACAUAAAUUUACUGUUGUUCAUAACCACCCUCACGUCAUGAAAUGUAUAUGCAUGCAUUACAGAUACAUUUGUACCAAUGGUUGUGUAAAUUAUGGUUGUGAAAUUUACACGUGAACAUGCAAUAAGGUGCUUUUCUUUUCAUUUUUUGAUUCAAAUAGAAUCAUAUAUUGUGAGCGAUGAGUAUAUUUUUUAAAAUUACCUUUCCCCGGAUGACUAUAAGUCGGAAUAACCACGUUUGACAUCCAAUGGUCUAUAAUAAUCAAUAUGCUCCAGUGGUGUCAUUAAAUAAAACAAACUUUUUGACCAGUUGUGGUGCACUGGUUGGAACAAGAAACCCAAAAAACAAUUAGCCGAAUGGAUCCACCGAGGUGGUUUGAUCCUGUAACACAAGCACCUAAAGCGAGCACUCAACCGACUUGAGAUAAAUCCCGACACACACACGUCUCGAGAGCAAACUUGCCACAUUUUCUAUUAUAUCUUUUGUAUGCCCAGUGGUAAUGUGCUUGCUUGAUGUGUAGUCAGUUUGGGAUUGAUCUCCUUCGGUGGGCCCAUUGGGCUAUUUCUUGUUCCAGCCAGUGCAACACGACUGGAAAAUCAAAGGCUGAGUAUGUGCUAUCCUGUCUAGGAUGGUACAUAUAAAAGAUCCCUUUCAUUUUUUGAUUCAAAUAGAAUCAUAUAUUGUGAGCGAUGAGUAUAUUUUUUAAAAUUACCUUUCCCCUUGUGAUCAAUUCUGGAAUAGUAGUCCUACUUAUUAUUUUACUGUUAUGAGGUCACUAAUUUUUUCGGGUUAGUGAAAAACUUGGUGAGACUUUUUCAUGGUUACAGCUCUAUAGUCUGAAGGUUCAACACUAACCAUAACCCUAACCCUAGGUUCAGUAGUCUGAAGGUUCAGUAGUCCAAAAGUCCAAAAUUAAAAUGGAUGUGUAUAUUUGUAGGCUAUAUGAGACAGUAAAUAAAAUAAUAUAAAUCCUUUGCCUCCUUUAUUAGGCCAACAUUUAUCUACAUUUUGUUACUUGUAGUAAGCCCCACCAAAACAAACCAAAAUAUCAUACUCUUGGCACCAAUAUUGAUGGUUAUAUAUAUAUAUAUAUAUAUAUAUAUAUAUAUAUAUAUAUAUAUAUAUAUAUAUAUAUAUUAUAAAAAAAGUAGUUUUAAUGUCCAGCUUUUAUAUUUUAUGUACCAUUGUGUCUUUUUAAAGUUUAUGUUGUUAAUAUUCUGUUAAUCAUGUAUUUACAACAAAACAAAAAAACACUGACAAAAAUCCAGGGGCCUAAUUCACAAAGCUCUCUUAGGCUCUGCUAGACAACAAAGCAUCCUCUUUGCAAGUCUUUUAGCAUUGCACUGCGAGAUCGCAAAGUUGCAAGAGUUUAGUGAAUUAGGCCCCUGAUCCAUACAUGUAGAUCAUCCAGAUUAUAUUUUUUACUUAACUUCACUGAUUAAUUCAAUCCUUAUUUAUUCAUUUAAUAUGUUCCUGCUAGGAAAUCCCAGUCAGAUAACUUUACAUUCAUGUUAAAAUUUGAAAUUUGUUUUCAUGAUACAAUGUACAUAAAUUACCAAAAUACAGGGCUUCUAGAUUAUGGUAGCCCCCACUCCCAUGGCUAGUGACAUUCAAUUUUGGGCUAGUAAAUAACUACUUUUU